Prosopis cineraria is the source of this 2509-nucleotide messenger RNA. RefSeq names its product UPF0481 protein At3g47200-like. The transcript is spliced from 3 exons. The coding region runs from base 706 to 2214 and encodes 502 amino acids. NCBI's taxonomy places the organism in Eukaryota, Viridiplantae, Streptophyta, Magnoliopsida, Fabales, Fabaceae. The record is from RefSeq and is a predicted model, not a curated record.
GGACUAAAUAUUCAAAUAACUCUAUCCUCACCUCCUCCCUUCUCCCGCUAUCUUUAAUUUAUGUGAACUGUUGUCCUAUUUUAUAAGACAUUUUUUUUAUAUAUAAAAGAUUUACGUGAGUUGGAUCUUAUUAACAAUCGGAGUUAACAUGAGAAGUUUAUAAUAAAAAGGUGUACUUUUGAAAUGAUUUUUUAUCAAUGAAUCAUUACUUUUUUUUCCAAAACAUCUUACUUGCUCCCUCUGGAUGAUAAUAUAAAUUAUUAUUAACUAAUUUAUUUUUUAAAAAAAGUUGAUUAAAAUCUUAAUUUUUUUAAAAAUUACAUAUCUUUCCAAUUUUACCUUUGAGUAUAAUAAACAUAACCUUUUGAAUUAUUCAAAACACUCUCAUUAAUUAUUCAAUAAAAUAAUGUUAUAAUUGAAAAAAAAAUAUAACACUUAGCUAAUAUCCUAUAAUUUAAACCAGGCAAAACUUUCAAAAAACUAUUUAUAUUAUGGUCUGAUUUUUUUUUUGUCAGAUAUUAUGGUCUGAAUUGGAGGGACUAUAUUAUAGCACAACAAAUCAUUGCAUAAAAAUAUCUUAUAUAAUGGAGGAGAGGGAGUAGUUAUUUAGCUCCUAUAUUUUUUUAUCAAAGUGAGUAUUAAUUUUUUUUUUUUGGUCGUUAUCUUUGUUCAUUUGGCUUACGGCAGGUCGGGAUUCAAUAUUCAAUGGGAUCUCAUCCAAACUUUUCUGGUUCAUCAAAUCCUAACUAUGAGAUAGUGAAAGACAUUAUAAUCGAUAUAAAAACCAAACCGGAAGAUCCGAUGAACACAACUAAGAACACCAUCUACAGAGUCCCAUGCAAUCUUCGAAAGCUGAAUAAGGAUGCCUACACUCCUCAGUUAGUUUCAAUAGGACCACUUCACUAUGGUCAGAAAAAGCUAAAACCAAUGCAAACGCACAAACUUCACUACUUGGAUCUCUUCAUCAAGGGACGUCUCAAGGGCAAAAUGGAAGCCAUGGACAAGUUCAAGGACUUCCUUAAAGAAAAAGAACAAGAAAUACGCCAAUGCUAUGCAGAAAAGCUGUUCUGUGGGCAAAAGUUGGUGGACUUGGUACUAUUGGAUUCUGUAUUCAUCAUGGAACUAUUUCUGAGGAUUCAAAGGAAAAAAGAAGAAGAAAAGGGUGAUGAUAAUGAUGUUGUUGUACCGAAACAAACAUGUUCUUCAUGUUGCUAUAUCAAUUGUGAUGAAAAUAAUGGUGCUGAACUGACACAAACAUGUUUAGAUGAUGAUGAUGUUAUACUGAAACAAACAUGGCUGAACAAGAAUAUCCAGAGAGACUUGCUUCUGCUUGAAAACCAGAUUCCAUUGUUCAUCUUGGAAGAGCUAUACAGCUCUGUCGUCCCUGACACCGAUAAGAAGUUUGGAAAAUUCAUUGAGAUUGCUUACAAUUACUUCAAGUGUUUUCAUCCUUAUAAACAAGAUCUGGAUCAUCCCGAGCCCUCAUUCGGGUUUGAACUAGUGAAACAAAACUGGAAAAGUGAUCCAGUACAUUUCACUGAUUUGAUAAGGUACUUCUACACUUGUAAGGAAGUGACUGAUCGUCAAAAAGGGUUGUCCUCUUGUGUUCUAAGGACUGCAACUAAGUUGAGGGAAUCUGGGGUGAGCUUUGAGAAAGUCACUGAUCGACCCUUACUUGACAUAAAGUUCGAUAAAGUUAAAAUCUUGAGUUGGUUUCUGUGCUUAGGUUGUCUACCAAAAUCCUCGUACUUCAAAGCUCGCUUGCAAAUACCACAGUUAAAAGUAGACAACACAACAGAAUGUAUUUUUAGAAACCUCAUAGCCUUUGAGCAGUGUCAUUACUCGGAUCAACCGUGCAUCUGUAACUAUGUCUCUCUAAUUGACUCUCUCAUUCACACCAAAGACGAUGUAGAAUUGCUGGUCGAGAAGGAAGUCAUUGUCCAUGAACUUGGGAGCGACAAGGAAGUGGCGACCCUGGUGAAUUGCCUCUGCAAACAUGUUGUGGCGAGCAAGACAUGCUAUAAAAAGACUAUAGAUAAUCUGAAUAAACAUUACCAAAAUGAAUGGUAUCAUACUAUGGCUUCGUUGAGGUUGGUGUACUUUAGAGACGCUUGGAGAGCAAGUUCUACUUUGGUCGGAAUUGCUGUCCUCGCAUUCACAUUCUUCAACUUUUGGCGAAUUCUUACAUUGGUCCUCCACGUCGAUCAAAGGUGACCUUAAUUGGUUGUGAUGUAGCAUAGCAUCUUUAAAUUAUAAGCAACUAAAAUGACAGUGUUGAUCGUAUGAUAAAUAACGUGAGAGGAUCUUCUUGCUGGUGUUUUGUCUAGAAUUUGGUGAAUAAUAUGUGAUAUUGGUAAUAUGUAUUAGUAGGGGAUGUGUCUGGAUCUAAAUGUAGAAGUUUAGGAUCUAAUUCUCAACAGUAGUUAUGAUAGUAGCAUCAUCGUUGUAAGCAGGGAUAAGACUGUUUUAAUAUUUUAUUUAUGGAUGUGUUUAUCCACUUUUUUCCCCA